Molecule: messenger RNA, 2359 nt
Organism: Arvicola amphibius (Eurasian water vole)
Lineage: Eukaryota; Metazoa; Chordata; Mammalia; Rodentia; Cricetidae
Gene: Tmem273
Product: transmembrane protein 273
Exons: 5
Coding region: 38-340 (100 amino acids)
Source: RefSeq, a predicted model, not a curated record
UUGGCAGCUCUCAUGGGAGCCAGAACAGAACACCACCAUGAGCUCUAGGGUCCCAACACUGAGAGCCCUCCUGGUCCUCUUGGGUGUUGGAGGAGCUCAAGUGCUGGCAAAGGACAAGUCUGCUGGGACUGAGAUUGAUUUCAAAUACGCCCUCAUUGGUAUGGCCGUGGGAGUCGCCAUAUCUGCAGGUUUCCUUGCCCUGAAGAUCUGCGUGAUCCGGAGACAUUUGUCUGAUAGUGAUUCUGCAGAUGUGAAGAACACGCCCCAGGACCCCAUGUUGCAGAAGAAGAGAAACCCCAGGAAGAGAAGCCCCAGAGAUGCCCAGGUGAUUGAGCUGUGAGUGGCCAGCUGCAUCGCGAGAGGCUUUAGGUGUUUUGGGUCUGAACACCCGAGGCUGGUGAUGGAUCAUUACAUGGUCAGGUACUCAAAGGACUACAAUCAACAGCACCUCUGUCCUGAGGGACGAGAUCACUCCUGUUCUGCAGGAGUGUCCGUACUGGGGGAGAACAUGACUUGGCAGCAGGGAACAAAGAAACCCCAAAUCCAUAGUUCCCAUCCUACGUGCUUGUGUGGGAGCUGUGCAAUCUUGUACAACAGCAUUGUGUCCACAUCAGUGGAGAACCAUCCCACACAGAUCGCGGAAAUGGGAACCAAGCCGAGACAGUUUCCUCAGCACCAUGGGGUUAUAACUGUCUAGACUCAGGCCUUGCAGUCUUAGCAGACAGGAGACUCCCACUUCUAAGACAAACCUAGUAAGCCUUCGGGGGAGCAUGGAACUGAUAAGCCAGUGUCCAGUGCUAUCAGUGAAAGGCUGACCUUGUAAGGGAGGAGAGGACAAGCCAGGCCGGAGUGAGAGGAAGAAAAUCAACAGCCCUGGGAAAGGCCUUGGACCUGAAGUGCUGUAAAUGAAUGGGGGUGUGGUCAAGAGCAAGCUGGCCUGGUGCCUCACAGAGAGCACAAGAAUGCAGGCUGGCAUUGUGGCCUUCAUAGCGUGGUUUUGUGGUGCUCAUUACAGCGUACACAGGGCUUGCAGGAAAGGCCUUGAGAAACAAACCCUGGUCGUGCUACUCUUCCCGAUACAAGAUCGGGACACGGGCUCUGUGAAUAUUCCUGCGCUGCAAUUAUUUCUGGUUUGGGAGACUCUACUUUUCCAUUCCUCGAGGAGACAGGUGGCCGUGUGGACUGGGUCUGCUCAGAUGGGGUUCCCUCCAUCAUGCUAUGCUGGAAGACAAGCUAGCUUUUCAGAACCAAGUGCCACAUUAUAAUAAUGUCUGGAGUCCCAGGGCGUCUUUGUCUGACUUGACAACAGUGCGACUCAUUAGCAGCUUUUGCUAACUGAUCACCUCAAGCAUUUACAUGCUACUCAUAAGCAUUCUUCCGUGUUUGCGAUAGAAUAAAUCAUCGUGUAUGGGAGCUGGUAAUUGAUUUGCUUCUUUUAGCAGCAUUUUAAUUAAAACAUCUGGUUUGUGAACGGCAGAAUCACUUGUGAGCGAAGGUGAAUGGCUUUGGAUUCUCAGUCCUUGUUUCAUGUUUUCUACACACGCCAUGGGGUCUUCCCUACCACUGCACCUCGUGACAUGUUUUUCACACAUGGGUUUGCUUUGUCUCCUUGCCCCACAUAGAAUUUAGCAAACAGUAGCACAGUCAUGUGACACUCGAUUAUGGGGAAACUCUGAGGAAGACACCCCUCCAUGCUUCCAGCCUUGGGUGGGCACCACACAGCGUGCUUUGCGUGAGGCAGAUUUAGAUGGCUGUAAGGUAGUUAGAUGAUGCGGCCUUAUGGUACACUGUCACACAUGCAGGCCGUUCUUAAUGGAAGUGCCAUUGCUCUGUUCUUAUCUGACCAACAGCAUGUCCCCAGGGGGCAAGGGACCAUGUCAGGGAUGGGGGAACCAUUGGCCAUGAUACCUCUCUGGCUUUCUCCACAAACCCCAAUUCAAUGGCUUCCGUCUGGAAGUUCUAGCUUUAUUGGGAAACUCUCAGGCCCUUCUUGAGAGCAGCUUCCAGAGAUGCGACUCUAAAGGACAAUACCUCUUGACUGUCCUCAUCUCAGGAGCAGCUUCCAGGGAGGACGGUAGUUCUUGGAGGUAUUGGGGACAACCACAAUGAGUUACUGUGCUGAGACAGUGUCUUGGAUAGGGGCAUUCAGACCUGGUUGUCUCAUCCCCCCAUUUGGGGACAUUGUAGCAGAGGCAAGUUAGGUGAGGUGAACCUUACUUUCCUGGCCUCCGAGACCAUGAAUCCCCCAAAGCACUUGUAGUCUCACAGGAUGGAGAGCACCACACUUAAAGAUCAGGGGCAAGUGAUGCUCAGUCUAGCUGUGGUGUGGAACCUGUAGGACUUGGUACCUGGAGGAAGA